Physella acuta is the source of this 4379-nucleotide messenger RNA. RefSeq names its product protein CIP2A homolog. Lineage: Eukaryota; Metazoa; Mollusca; Gastropoda; Physidae. The record is from RefSeq and is a predicted model, not a curated record.
AAUAGUUAUCACCACGGUAUCUAGAGAUCUAAAUUAGUGUGGAAGACAAAAUUUCCCUAGGUUGCUCUUCCAAAGUUCCCGUUGUCAAGUCCAAACAUGAAAAAAAAUAUUUAAAAAUGAAAGACUUUCAAAUAAAAGUUUAAAACAAAAGAUCUAGACCUAGACAAAUUGAAAUACUUAUAAUAAAAACUUACUUGAUUUAUAUACUUGAAUAUGGAGCCCACAAAUUGUAUCAAAGAAGUUUUAAGAGCUGCAAAUCAGUAUACUCAUAAUAAUGGACAGCUAGCAUAUCUGCUUCGACAAUUAGAGGCUCUUCAGACAAUAUCAUCAAGAUCAAGUUAUAUUCGUCAGCUUCAUUCUAUAGAUCUUGUGGAAUUGGCUGACUGUUUGACAUUCCUUGUAGAUGUAAUAAGGGAAGAGCAUGGACAGAUCGAAUUGAUGCAGCGGGUCAUAAAAAUUUUGCUUAACUUUUCUCAUGAUGAUUAUGUCAGGAAACUGUUGUUUGAAACAUACAGUCUCCACACACACUUAGCAGCAGUCAUUGUUGCCUACAGUGGUUUGACAGAAGAGGAAAACACUUUAGCAGAGGCUCUUCAACUACUUCAAAGAAUAACAUAUGGUUAUCGUAUUGACUACUAUCAACCUAACAUGGAUGAUCUUUUAAAGUUCAUUAUAAACAACAUCCUCAACAACACAGAAGCAUUUAUUUCUUCGUCAUUGGGGACACUAGCAAAUUUGUGUAGAAAUAAUUUCCUAGUGCAGUCAACCAUCAGAAAUAUGUAUCAGUCUGAUUUUAAGAAAAUAUUAAGAGCUCUGUGCAACUUUUUUGAUAAUCAAAACCAAAGCUUGGUUAUUUUCUCACUUCGUAUCUUCACAAGCUUAUGUUUGAAUGAAAGUGAGGGACAAAAGCUUUUCUUUGAGAGCAAUAAUGUGGAACAGACUAUGCAAGCAAUAUUUGGCGUUCUAAAAAAUAGCUUUAAGACAGUGGCAUGGAAAUAUGCUGCGGACCUACUUACAGAUUUAAUUCGACACCCACAAAUGCAGAUCUGUAUAAACAAAUAUCGCCAUUUAUCAAAGUGUAUGAAAGAUAUCCUCUUGUUAUUACCUGCUGGCUCAGAUGAAACUGCUGCUGAGAUGUUUGAACUUCUUCUCAGUCUCUGCACUGUGCCAUCUAUUCGGCAAUGUAUAAACUCAAGCCUUUUUACACCACUGGCCCAAGGAAAAGUUUCAGCAACAGAAAUGUCAGAAGUCCAACAAACUGCCUUAAAACCUGACACUAACAUAUUAUUGUGCUGUAUACAUUGGGCAGCACAAGAACCGAAUCUAAGAAGCAGAGCACCAUGUUUAGCUUUGGAUUUUCUUUUUGAAACUUGCCAAGAUAGUAUUUGUAGUACAGAAAGCUAUCCAGUUCAUUUGUUGACUCCAGUGUUUACAGAUUUUCUAACCCGACCAGACCAGACAAACUCUCCAGAAAAAACUGUUCGUAUCAUCAAGAUUUUAAAUGUGUUGUGUUCAAAGAAACAGAGCAAAGAUACAAUAAGCACAUUAUUAACACUAGAUAGUAUGGCCAACCUCCUCGAGAAACAGCUGUCUGCUGCAUCCUCAUACUUACCAGAUAGUGUAGAAAGAGAAGAGAGUACUCAGUGUGGACUAUUAACUUUGGAUCUUGCAUGGAAAUUACGGAAAUGUAUUCAAGGACUUUCAGAAUGUUUGAAGGAAGUACUGAAGUCGCCAAGAAUGAUGAGCUUAAUUGCUGUUGGUCUUAUGUCUACAUGUCAAGAUCAUGUAGAAAUUGCAUUACGGCUUAUGUGUUUUGUCAUGGGAUUUGAAGAUGCCACACCCGACAUAAGCCUAUGUGGUACAGUUGCAUGCUUAAAUAAACAAAAAGAGUCACUAAAACGUAGCAGAAAAAAUAGUGAAACAAUAGGAAAACAGGCAAUAAUUUCCAGCAGUGUACUUGAAAGCAAGGAAAACAGAGUCCAACCACUUACUAGCACAUCUUAUGCCCAGGUGGAAAAUAAAAGCAAAGGAAAUUCUAAGAAUGAAACAAGUUAUGAUAAGAAUGAUUUAUCAUUAGAGAGUUUAAUUGAAAAAAUGGAAAGCAUUAUGGAGUCAAAAGAACCUAAAGUAGUAGAAAUAGUUGAAGUUUUUGAGCAUCAUAUAAAAUCUCUGCAGAUAAAAGAGGAGCAUCUAAAUAAUCUGCUGGAGGCCAAAAGUUUAGCGCUUACACAAGCUGAUAGAGUAAUUGCACAGCUUAGAGCUACCAAGGUUUCCCAUUCUGCUGAGAUGAAAAAGCUACAAAAUAUUUUGAAAGAAUCAGAGAGGAAGACGGAACACAUCAUGUCACAGAUGAAUGAAGCAAAGAUAAAUGCAGAUAAAAUACAGGAACAAUAUGAAAAACAAUUAUCUAGUUUUAAGGAAGAAAUGGAUGCCUUGAAUAAAGAAAAAGAUGAAGCAACUGAAAAAUGUAUGGAAUUGGAAGAGACUAUAAUGGCUUGUAAAAGAGAGAAUAAGACAUUAUUAAAUAUGAAGGAAGCUCUGCAAGAAGCUCAUGAAGUAUUGAAAGACCAGUAUGACAUGUUAUCUAACCAGUGCAAACAACUAGAAGAAGAGAGAAAAUCUUUGUCUAAACAACUCAAAGAAAAAGAUGCUUCAUUACAAAAAAUAAAUUCAACAUUGCAAGUACUACAGAGUAAGUAUGAUGAUACUGAAAAAGAACGUUCUGAGCUUGAAAAAGAAAAAGAAGAUAUAGAAGCUUAUGUAGAUAAGUUGAGAAACCAACUCAGCACAAGUGAAAACUCUUGCCGCCAGCUACAACAGAGGGCAACAACCUUGGAGGGAAUCAACCAAGAACAAGUUGAGAAGAUAAAACAAAAAACUGAUAAAAUAUCUGAACUGGAAGCUGAACUAGAAAAGCAUAAUCAAAUUCUUUCUUUUAUUAACAAUAUGCAACUCAAAUCAACAGGAAAUAAAAAAUAAACUAAAAUUGUUUAUACAUUAAUCCUUGCAAAAAUAAAACAUUGUUCUUUGAAGCUAUACACUGUAUAAUCUGUAUAUGUAAUUAGCAUUUUGAUUUUUAAAACUGCUGUUCAGUAUUUUGUGUAGGUGACCAUGCAUCAGAGCUUACAUUAACUGACAUACUGGAAGUAAAAAAAAUAGUGUAAAAUGGUGUCUUUUAAAACUGUUCAUUGUAUAUUUUUAAUUGACAAUUAAACAGGUCAACACUUGAGUUUAUGCUUAUUUAUUAGUUUCUCACAUUUUCCUACAAUUUUGAAUUAAAAAACAAUAAUCAGUGAGUGGUGGUAUGAUUAUUUCUCAUUACAAAUAAUCGAUAAUGCAGAAUAAAUUAUUUGGCAGUCCUUGUAUAUUUCCUACAGAUAUCUAAAUGUUUCAAUAAUUUUAUUAUGAAAAAUUAUGUAUUAGUUGACUAUGUUAUAAAGAGUUCUGCCAUGUUAUGAGAUCUAUCCUGUUUGUAAAAAAAAAACCUAAGUAGGAUUAUAUAGAUUAAUCUGAAACUAUUCUAAUUCUCAACAAAUUUUAGCCUUUUUUAAUAUACAAUGUACGAUAGGUUACACCAGUAACACCUUUUUAUAUGGGUUAGCUAGAAUAGUAAACUAUGCUUCUUAUUAGUCCAGUAUAGUGUUAAGUCAAACUCUACUACCUUUUAUCUAUAUGAACCAUGUUUUGUUAAAUGUAAUGUGUUUAAAAAACAUUUUUUUUUGUUGUUGAAAAAGAGUUAAUUUAAAAUUUGAAUUCAACAGAUUAAAAAUAUGAAAAUGAUUUAUGAAGUCUAAAUAUUACUUUGAAGUUACAAUGAGUGAGCAUUACUGAAAUAUUCAUAGUCAAAAUAUGAAUAUUUUGUAGAUAUGAUUUCUUAAACUACAGUGAACUGAUAAUACACUAACAUUUCUAAAAUGUUUAUACUUUUAUUAUUGUACUGCUUAUGAAUAGCCGAAAUAGUAGUAGUGAUAUGAUAAAUGUAAGAAUUUUAACUUGUAAAAAUUUAUUAGGAAGGAUGAAAAAAAUAAUUGUUAUAUAAAAUGUACAAUUGUAAACAAUAUAUGCUUUUGGAAGCUUAAUACUUAGAUAUUAAACUUAAUAUGACAAAAAAAAAAUUAAGCAAAGGAUUCUUUCUGGAAAUGUAAAAAAGAAAUUUCAGCAUGCCCUUUAGUAGGCACUUACAGAAAGAGUAAAAUAAAUUAUCUUAUUAAAAAAUUAACAAGUAAAUUAUGAAAGUGAGGGUCCCAUAUUUUUAUUCAUUCAAGUCAUAACCAAACAUGAUUACAAAUGUUUCAAUAUUAGUGAAAUUUUCUUUUACUUUUUAGCAUAAAAAACAGAAAUUUAAAAAUCUGCAUCAUGCUUCUUAAAAGCACACCAAU